This is a messenger RNA of Hyla sarda, 3427 nucleotides long. It is a transcript of the gene TSGA10, whose product is annotated as testis specific 10. The coding region runs from base 88 to 2769 and encodes 893 amino acids. The record is from RefSeq and is a predicted model, not a curated record. Lineage: Eukaryota; Metazoa; Chordata; Amphibia; Anura; Hylidae. The transcript has 20 exons.
CCUGUGAGCGGGGGGCGGGGAGGCAGGAGGGCAGACGCUGCUCCACUACCCUCCGGUGCAGGAGCUGCUGCCGUACACUGUAUAGCCAUGGCAGGGAAACACCACGCCGGAUCCAAGAGGAUGGCAGAGCUGCACAUCAAGAUUGAUGAACUGCAGUCUGCAAAUCGGACCCUUAAACAGCACGUAGUACAUCUUACAGAAAACAAAGAGGCUGUGAGCAAUGAAGUUGAUAUCUUGACUCAAAAGAAUGAGCAGCUCUGCAGAGAACUGACCGAGAUAGACAAGCUAGCCGAGCAACUGGAGAAAGAGAAGGAACAAGCCCUAAAUAUCGCUGAACAGGAACUAGAACAAGCAAAGAGUGAAUUAAGACAACAACAGAAAACUAUUGAUAAUUUGGAGGUCACAGUAAAAAAUCUAAAAUCAGAAGCUAACAUUGCCAAAGAACAAUUAGAAAAAGAUGCAAGUGAACUGGAGGAAAAAACACAGGAGACCAGGGCCAUAAACCUUCUUUUAGACCAACUGCAGGAAGACAACAACAGACUCAGCAAGAAAGUUGAAAAACUUGAGAAAGCUGAGAAGAAGAGUGUUUUAGCAAAUGAAAAGGGUAAAACAACAUCUCCAUCUAAACUUGACUCAUUUGUAAAGAGUCUGGAAGAAGAGAGGGAUCACUACAAGAGAGAAUCAGAACGUCUGAGGAAGAUGCUUCGAGGUCGUAGCAGCAGUCCAAGCCGUAGUCCUUCCUGGUUGGACUCAGAUAGCAAGAAGAUCAUCCGGGAACGUGAUGAGCUGCAGAAUAUGCUUGCAAAGUAUGAGCGUCACAUGGCAGAAAUCCAGGCCAACGUCAAAGUUCUGACAUCAGAGCGAGACAAAACAAACGUUCUUUAUGAAAGGGCCCAGCAUGAAAUAACCCAGCUUCGAAGAGAACUCCUGCGAUCUCCAAAGACCCCCAAAGCCAGUUUAACAGCUCAAGCGAUUUUGAAACGCGUGGAGAGUGAAAGAGAAAGUGCCAUAUCCGAUUUACGCCGCAUGACCACAGAGCGAGACAGCUUGAGAGAACGAGUAAAGAUUUCACAAGAAACAGCUAUAGGUGACAGAGCUCAUCUGGAGCAGAAAAUUGAGGAGUUGCAAUCAUCACUUCAAAUAAUAGAAAGUGAACGCUUGGACCAGAAGUCUGCGUUGUCCCUAAUGAAGGACACAGUAUCAUCUCUGGAAAAUGAAUUAAAAAUACUGAGCAGAAGAGCAGCUGAAUCUGAAAAUGAGUUGAGGCUACAGAGAUCUGAAUGUGAUUCACUGAGAUCCCUGAAUAACAAAACAGAACAUUCCCUAGAUGAGGCUCAGCGUCGACUUUCCCUGAAGCUGAAUGAACUGCAGUUGGCACAGGAGAAAAUUGUCAGGCUAGAGAAUAAAUUAGAUGAACAGUCAAACCAAAACCUUUUCCAGAAGGAAGAAAUUACAAUACUGCAGAAAACCAUUUCAGAGUUGGACAAAGAAAAGGACAAUUUACUAUACAGAAUAGAUCAGAAAAGCGAGAAGAUUUCCUCUCUUGAAGGCAGCCUUGCUCAUAAAGAAAAUGCAAUACAACGCAUGCUGAGGGAGAUGGAAGAGUCUGCUCGGCAAUCUUCUAAAACUAUUAGCAGUCAUGAGCAGGAAGUCAGUCGCCUACGUCGGCAAAUAGAUGAGAUCAGUGAAGAAUUGUCUCAAACAGGAAGAGUGAAGGAGACUGUAGUUCAGGAGAAUGUGGCUCUGCAUGAUCAGUUUUCCAAAAACAAGGUUGAGAUACAGUCGUUAACUCAUAAGCUCAAAGACUUACAAAAUGAACUUCAGGAUGAGAAGCUAAAACUUCAAGGUGCUAAAACAGAUCUUACACGACUCGAAAAUGUAUUGACUUCCAAAGAAAAAGAAAAUCGAGACCUCCUUGAAAAUUACCGCAAAUCCUCAUCUCAGGCUCAUAUUUGGGAAGAUAAAUUUCACCAACUGGAGGCAGAAUUUAACUCUGUAAAGCUGGACCUUCUUGGUGCAGAAUCAGAACGCCGAAGAAUUAAAGACAGAGUUGAUGCCUUAGAAUCAGAGUCUGAACAACAUAUUACCUCAGAACAGUCUUAUAAAUCUCAAAUAAGCACUUUGUCCAAGUCAGUUGCAAGGAUGGAAGAAGAGCUGCGACAGGUUAAAGCAGAGAAGUCAUCGGCCAUUAGUGACCUGGCAUCUACCAGGGAACUUUGUGUUAAACUGGAUUCUGGUAAAGAAAUGAUAAACCGUCAACUCCAUGCUAAAUCACAAGAUGCAGAGAUGCUGCAGCAAGAACUGGAAUCGUGUCAUUCGGAGAUAGAACUCCUGAGGAAGCAGCUAGCCAGUGAAAGAAUCUCUGUGAAGAACCUGGAAGCCAUUUUAGUGUCCAAUCAAGACAAAGAAUUUCAAUCCCAAGUGCAGGUCCAGGAACUUGAAGCAGAAUAUAAGCUGCUUGGAGAUAGGCUGAUGUUGGCAGAGAGCAAACUAGGAACUCAGAGCCGAGAAGCAGGACAACUAAGAAACAAGAUAGCUCAACAAGAGGCCGAGCUUGAAAUUACAAAAAGGCAGCUCUCAACAGAACGAUUUGAAAGAGAAUUUGCUGUCAAGGAGCUCAGACGCCAGAAUUUUCAGGCCACUUCAACCUUUAGGAGAACCCCAAGUCCUACCAGAUUCUCACCAGAGCGUUCUUUUCGUUCACCUGAGCGCAGUUCCAGAUCUCCUGAAAAGUCUGUGGACAGGAGUCUUCUGUUUAGAGACUACUGAACAAUGGAUUCAAAAUGUAAGAUUCUUGCAAGACCCAUGUUCAUUGUGGUAAAAAGGCGUAUUCCAUCUUCUUUGUGCAGCAUCUUAUUGAAAAUCAUCAUUAAAUAUGAGUGCUGAGAUCUCAUUUCAUGUCCCCUGACAUUUCAUCAAUACAUUUAAUUUCGUCAUGACAGAUCUGUUACAUAAUAAAUAAGCAGUUACUUCUCAUUGGGUUUGUAUAAAGACCUAUUGUAAACAUUUACUUGUAAGGUGUGGCAAGCCUACUUUUUGUUGAAUGUUACCUGGGAGCCUCAUUGGACUGUACCAAGGCUUUCACUCCUCAUAGUUUUCAUCAAAUGGCUACGAAACAGAUUAUAUUACGGAAUCUUGGAAACAAUGAUUCCAGUGUUAUUCUCUGGUAUUUGCUACUUUCAGUUGCUCUAGAGAAGGAUCCUAUUUACCCGCUGUCAUAAAUCUCAGUCUAUAGUUCUCUGGCCACAACCAAGGAGAACUAAGCAGAUUGGCAACAUGGAAAUAGUGCUAAAGGAGUUCUAAAAACAAAAUGUCCUCAUUUUUCUUAGCUCCUUUCUUGAAUACCCAGAAACCUGUCGACAUAAUUUGAAGGGUUUACAAAUAUGUGUGUUCCAAUAUGUUUUAAGAUUUUUUUUUUUUUUUUACA